AAAUGUAGUCCUCAUCCUUGUAUUCCAUUCUCACUGUCUCCGACGCGAAAGAUGCCUGCCGUACACCACAAAUUAUUACUCGAGGAGGCCCUGCAGGACAGUCCGCAGACGCGGUCCUUGCUCAGUGUGUUUGAAGAGGAUGCUGGCACGCUCACUAACUACACAAACCAGCUGCUCCAGUCUAUGCAGAGAGUGUUUGGAGCACAGAAUGAAAUGGCUCUGGCGACCGAACAGCUUUCUAAACAGCUCUUGGAGUAUGAGAAGCAGAAUUUUGCUCUGGCGAAAGGCGACGAAGAGGUGAUCAACACUUUACAGCACUUCGCCAAAAGCGUGGAAGAGCUGAACUCUCUGCACAAUGAAUUGGCCACACAGAUCGCUGAUAAGAUGGUGUUUCCCAUGGUGCGGUUCAGAGAGAAGGACCUUACAGAGAUCAGCACACUGAAGGAGAUAUUCGGCAUUGCCAGUGACGAGCAUGAAGCUGCCAUGGUGAAAUAUAGUCGUUUACCUAAAAAGAGAGAAAAUGAAAAGGUUAAAGCGGAGGUGGUGAGAGAGGUGGCGUACUCCCGCAGAAAGCAGCAUCAGGCGGCGAUGCAGUAUUAUUGCGCUCUGAAUGCGCUGCAGUACAGAAAGAAAGUGGCCAUGCUGGAGCCCAUGCUGGGAUUCACACACGCUCAGGUACAUUUCUUUAAGAAGGGGAUGGAGCUGGUGUCCAAGAAGAUGGACAGUUUUCUAAGCUCAGUUUCCAGCAUGAAUCGGAGUAUUGAGUCUCAGCUAGAGGUCGAGGCAGAGGUCAUGCGCUCGUCUCAGAGAGAGCUCCUGUCCGUGGAUGACACCGUCUACAUGCCGGAUCACGAUCGUGUCCCCGUGAAUCGCGCCCUCAUCCAGAAAGCAGGUUACCUCAACAUCAGGAAUAAGACGGGGCUGGUGACCACGGCGUGGGACAGGCUGUUCUUCUUCACGCAGGGGGGGAACCUGAUGUGUCAGCCGCGGGGCGCAGUGGCAGGCGGGAUGGUUCUGGAUCUGGACAACAGUUCUGUCAUGGCCGUGGAGUGUGAGGACCGGCGAUACUGCUUCCAGAUCACGUCACCCAACGGCAAAACGUCUCUGAUUCUUCAGGCCGAGAGUAAAAAGGAAUAUGAGGAGUGGAUUUGCACCCUGAACAACAUUUCCAGACAGAUUUAUCUAACCGACAAUCCUGAGGCUGUGGCGAUCAGGUUGCACCAGACGGCUCUUCAGGCUGUGACACCCAUCACCAGCUUCGAGAAGAGAGCUGAAGGUUCUCCUAACCCUGACCGAGCGAAACCAGGUGGUGUGACCCCUAGAGAGCCUCAGAAACCCCCUGCGACCCUCGAGCCCGAAGAUCUGAUCGCCCCGGGAACGCCGAUCCAGUUCGACAUCGUUCUGCCCGCGUCUGAGUUCCUGGACCAGAACCGAGCCGGAGCAAGACGCACAAACCCCUUCGGUGAGACGGAGGACGAUGACAGCGCUUCAGACACACAUGAUUCCCUCCUGGAGCAGGUGUUUGCUGUACGGUUCUUGGGAUCGAUGGCCGUUCGGGCCGGUCACACACAGGAAGUGAUCUAUGAAGCCAUGAGGCAGGUUCUCGCCGCUCGCGCAAUUCACAACAUCUUCAAAACCACCGAAUCCCAUCUGAUGGUCAGCAGUGCCUGCAUUCGAUUGAUCGAUCCACAGACACAAGUCACCAAAAUCAGUUUCCAGCUGAAGGACGUGUCUCAGUUUGCGGCCCAUCAGGAGAACAGCAGGCUGAUGGGGUUCGUUCUGGAGGGGAGCGACUGGAGCAACGGAGGCGAGCAUGAACCCUCCUUCAGCGUAUUCGUGUUUGAGAGUAACACUGAAGGAGAGAAGAUUUGUUACACGAUAAACCUGGGGAAAGAGAUCUCAGAGGCAAAGAAGGACCCUGAAGCGCUGGCCCAGCUGAUGAAGUCAAUGCCCCUGACAAACGACGGGAAGUUCCUUCUGCUGGAGAGCGAGACGGGAGAAGCAGCGGAAGCUUCCGGACAGGAUGACCAGGAGUCAGAGGCCUGAUCUGAACACACACACACUUCCAUUACCUGCUGCUCUUCUCCUGUCCUCCCUCUCUC
Molecule: messenger RNA, 2102 nt
Organism: Rhinichthys klamathensis goyatoka
Lineage: Eukaryota; Metazoa; Chordata; Actinopteri; Cypriniformes; Leuciscidae
Gene: appl2
Product: adaptor protein, phosphotyrosine interaction, PH domain and leucine zipper containing 2
Exons: 21
Coding region: 52-2046 (664 amino acids)
Biological process (GO): signaling
Cellular component (GO): endosome membrane; cytoplasm
Molecular function (GO): protein binding
Source: RefSeq, a predicted model, not a curated record